Messenger RNA from Pistacia vera, 578 nucleotides. Its product is annotated as non-specific lipid-transfer protein 1-like. NCBI's taxonomy places the organism in Eukaryota, Viridiplantae, Streptophyta, Magnoliopsida, Sapindales, Anacardiaceae. Gene Ontology annotation, molecular function: lipid binding. Gene Ontology annotation, cellular component: membrane. Bases 13 to 384 code for a protein of 123 amino acids. Gene Ontology annotation, biological process: lipid transport. The transcript has 2 exons. The record is from RefSeq and is a predicted model, not a curated record.
UCGAUUAUCGCCAUGGCCAGCUCUCAAAAUUUGAAGGUGGCGUUCAUGGCAGCGCUAAUUGUGAGCAUGUUAAUGGGUGGUCGUCACAUAAAUAGUGUUGACGCAAAAAUAACUUGCGAACAAGUGACGAUUUGGCUGACACCGUGCAUAGGUUAUGGCGUGAUGGGAGGAGUUGUUCCGGCGAGUUGUUGCCAAGGAAUUAGAGCACUUAAUGCUGCUUCAAACACCACUGAAGAUCGCAGAGCUCAGUGUAAUUGUGUUAAGGAAGGAGCUGCAAAGAUCCCUGGACUUGACUACGAUCGUGUUAACACACUUCCUGGAAUUUGUGGCAGUAAUUGUCCUUAUAAGCUCACUCACGACCUUGACUGUUCUAAGGUGAAUUAAGGAUGUGGUGUUGAGCAAAGUCAAGAGAGAGGAUAAAGCUUUUACUGGGUAGUAGUGUAGUGAUUAAAUAAAGCCAAUGUAUUAUUUUGGCAUAUACAAUUAUACAUGAUAGAGUUCAAUGUAAUGAACUUUAAUAUGUAAACAAUAAAAUAAAUAAAUAGCUUCACGUGCAAUCUUGCAAAUUUCUUAAUUAA